Messenger RNA from Oryzias latipes (Japanese medaka), 1381 nucleotides. RefSeq names its product MOS proto-oncogene, serine/threonine kinase (gene mos). Gene Ontology annotation, molecular function: protein serine/threonine kinase activity; ATP binding. NCBI's taxonomy places the organism in Eukaryota, Metazoa, Chordata, Actinopteri, Beloniformes, Adrianichthyidae. Gene Ontology annotation, biological process: protein phosphorylation. The record is from RefSeq and is a predicted model, not a curated record.
AUGCCUUCUCCGAUUCCCUCGAGCCGCUUGUUGCCCAAAGGCCUCUUCCCGAGUGCGGUGGUCGGCGCGUGCAGCAGCCCGCUGGCGCGCACGCAGCACGGCUCCAGCCUGCAGGUGCCCCCCCGCUCCUGCACCUCCGUCAUUCAUUGGAAGCAGCUGCGCUCCGUGGAGCCCGUGGGCUCGGGCGGCUUCGGCUUCGUGUACCGGGCGGAGUACCUCGGGAGCACCGUGGCGCUGAAGAAGGUGAAGAGGUGCAGCAAGAACACGCUGGCCUCCCGGCAGAGCUUCUGGGCUGAGCUGAACGUGGCGCACCUGCACCACCAGAACAUCGUGCGCGUCAUCGCGGCCACCACCUCCGCGCCAGGAGAUUCGGACGCAGACAGCAGCAUCGGGACCAUUCUAAUGGAGUUCGUGGGGAACCGGAACCUCCAGCAGGUCAUUUACGGGACGGCGGAGCCGCUGGAGGGAGCGCGGUGCGUCCGGUACGCGGCGGACAUCGCGCGCGGCCUCCGGUUCCUGCACUCCCACGGCGUGGUGCACCUGGACAUCAAGCCGGCCAACGUCCUGCUGAGCGGCGAGGACGUCUGUAAGAUCGCUGAUUUUGGCUGCUCUGUCAAACUGGACCGCGCGCGUGAAACCUGCGCUGACCACCCGCACGUCAGCCUCGUGUGCGGCACCUACACGCACCGAGCCCCGGAGCUGCUCAAGGGCGAGGCGGUGUCGCCAAAGGCGGACAUCUUCUCCUUCGGGAUCACGCUGUGGCAGCUGCUGACCCGGGAGCCGCCGUACGCGGGCGACCGGCAGCGCGUGCUCUACGCCAUCGUGGCGCAGGAGCUGCGGCCGUCGCUGCGGGACAGCGCGGUGUUCGGCUGUGCGCGGGGGCAGCGGCUGCGCGCGCUGCUGGCCGCGUGCUGGAGCGCAGAUGGCCGCCGCAGACCCAGCGCCUCUGAACUGCUGGAGCUCCUGCAGCGGCUGCCCUAAACCGGAACGGCACGGAUUGGAACCGUUCUUUCUCCAUGACUGAAAGCCGUUCCGUUCUCACAGGGAGCUCUUUUACUCACAUGUAAAUAUAUUGGAUUACUUGUCAUUAAAACGUUUCUAGUAGCAAAUGUCUGUUUUGUUCUAAGAUGUUUGAUUCUCUGCUGUUCAGGCCUGAAAGUUUCAGCUGGAGGCUGAAGAUGCUGAAACUGCUGUAGCUUCAUGCUGAACUAAAGGUGGAAGUUUGCUCAUUCAAAUGCUGCUGAAGAAACCAGCCUAGUACUAGUACUAAAAGGUCCUUAAGCAAAUAUGUUGAGUACUGUAAAAAAAAAACUUGAAAUGAUAAAAUGCUGGAACGUUAAAGUUAAGUUAUAUAAUGAACUAAAUGAUCUUUUAAAAAAAA